UCUUAGAGUCAGUUGAGCAACUAUGGUCAGAUACGCUGCUACUCCUUCUAACCCCGCCAAGGCUUCCAAGUCCAGAGGUUCUUACCUCCGUGUUCACUUCAAGAACACCCGUGAAGUCGCCGCUGCUAUCAAGGGCUUGAAGUUAAGCAAGGCUUAUGCCUAUCUUAACAACGUCACCGAACAAAAGCAAUGCAUUCCUUUCCGUAGAUUCAAUGGUGGUGUUGGUCGUACCGCCCAAGCUAAGGAAUUCGGUACCACUCAAGGCCGUUGGCCCGUUAAGUCUGUCAAGUUCGUCGUUGACCUUUUGAAGAAUGCCGAAAGCAAUGCUGAAGCUAAGGGUUUGAAUGUUGAAGAACUUUUCAUUUCCAGCGUUGUUGUUAACCAAGCUCCCAAGCACCGUCGUCGUACUUAUCGUGCUCACGGUAGAAUCAACCCCUUUAUGUCUCAUCCUUGUCACAUCGAAGUUGUCCUCGCUGAAAAGGACGAAGUUGCUCCCCGUGCUGCUGAUAAGAAGGUCGUCAAGCUCAAUGCUCGUCAAUUAGCUCGUAACGCUCGUCUUAACCGUGCUUAAAUUUUAUUGUAGCUUUUUUUUUGUAUUUCCAGAAAAAUAAAAUGCGUUUCUUCAUAGCUUAGAUUAACUAUUAUGAAGGGAAUGGCUUUAGGUUGUUGCUAUGUUAUGAAGCUGGG
Molecule: messenger RNA, 687 nt
Organism: Mycotypha africana
Lineage: Eukaryota; Fungi; Mucoromycota; Mucoromycetes; Mucorales; Mycotyphaceae
Product: 50S ribosomal protein L22
Exons: 4
Coding region: 23-571 (182 amino acids)
Biological process (GO): cytoplasmic translation
Cellular component (GO): cytosolic large ribosomal subunit; ribosome
Molecular function (GO): structural constituent of ribosome
Source: RefSeq, a predicted model, not a curated record